GAUCUGUCUCACUGUGUUCUUGGGUUUAAAAACACAGGGAUGUGAAACUCCAGACACUUAUGGGAUCACAAUGUUGUUGCAUUUGACUUUUUCUCCUCAUCCCCUGUAGUGCUGGUCUUCUUCCUUUACAUUGUAGCCUAUUGCUACUUUUACUUAAAGAUACAAUGUGUAAGAUUUGGCCAGAAAUACAUUUUAAAACAUAAAAAAAUUAACUUACAUAAACAAAAUUUAAAGACAUAAUAGCUCUGAUAUCAUGUUGAAGAUGUAUGUAUGUAUAUCUACUGAAGUUAGCAUGCUAACCAGCUGGCCCUGGCCCACCCCAUGUAGUAAUACCACCUGUGCCUUGAGCUGCAAUAGUGAGUCAAGCUUUUAUGAGGUUAUUAUAAUGAUAAACUCUGUGAUUAGAAAAGAAGAGCAGAAAGAGUAGCCUGACUGAGGGGAGGAUGAGGAGGAGAAAGGAGGUGAAAUGCUGCCUCCUAUUUGUUGCCAGUAACGAUGCAUUCAGUUCAGUUUUAUUAAUGUGGCACCAAUUCAAAACAGAAGUUUUCUCAUUGCACAUACUGUACCUGAAGUAAGAAAGUAAAGAAUCUUCGGUAACAAUUUAGUUGCCUAAGUUUUUUUACACCACUGAAGCACAACCACUGUACAUUCAGUCCAAGGAGAUUAAAAUCUUUUAUUCAGUCCAUGAUUAAUGCAUUCUUGAUUUAGGCUACUUAAAACUUUAACAAUCAUCUAAAAAUAAAUUAAAAUAAAUUAAAUAGCAUUUCGAAAAUAUUGGAUUUUGAAAAAUUGUAUCUUUGAUAAUAGUGCUGUGUUGAGGGGUGAAUAGGGACUAAUGAUCCGCGGGCGCACGCACGCACGCACGCACGCACAGGCAGUUGUCAGUUGCCUUGGCCGCUUUACACGGGCGCAGCUUUGUCAAUGGCCGUAUAUCUUGUGAGAGGAUUAAUGCAGCCUAAAGGUGGAGCAAAAAUUGUGAAGGUUUGUGGCGGACGGGAGCCUAAUCCUUUGAGCUCUUGCGGAGACACACGGAAAGAGAGGAGCGAAAAUGUCGAACUUUGCUAUCGGAUUUGGCGCAUUUUGUGAGGAACUGAUGGGCUGAAGAAUAUUCCCCCCACCCCACCCCCCAAUAACGGGACGUGAGCAUAGACGUCCGUGUUGUAGUCAGGACAAUUUAAUGGCAAUAUUUCAUCAGACAGAGCACCCCAGGGAACAGAAAUGGUGCACAAACUUCUGCUUCACAUCGCUUUAGCAGCAAGCCUCAUCUCACCUGAGCUGUCAGGCACCUCUGCCACCAAAACAAAAGCUCAAGUGAAGAACAACUCAGGUGUGACGCCAGCUGGGGAGUGUGGGACCUGGGUUAAGGAGCCUGAAGGAGGGUAUUUCACCUCACCCAACUACCCUGAGAAAUACCCACCUGAGAAGGAAUGUGUCUACAUCAUAGAAGCCUCUCCCCGACAGUGCGUCGACUUAUUCUUUGAUGAGAAGUAUUCCAUAGAGCCAUCCUGGGAGUGUAAGUUUGACCACAUCGAGGUCCGUGAUGGGCCCUUUGGUUUCUCGCCCAUCAUCGGUCGCUACUGUGGGCAGGAAAUCCCAGCAUAUGUCCGCUCCAGUGGGAGAUACCUCUACAUCAAGUUUGUGGCUGAUAGUGAACUGGAGGCCAUUGGUUUCGCUGCCCGGUAUAACUUCACACAAGAUCCUGAGUUCAAAGACCUCGGGGAACUGCCGGCUCUGCCAUUUUGUGAGUUUGAGCUGAGCGGUCCAGAAGGCUUUGUAGAAUCCACACAGAUAGCCGGAGAGGGCCGGGCGCUGCAGACCGAGGCUGUAGACUGCAGGUGGUACAUCAAGGCUCCACCAAGAGCUAGGAUCUACAUGCGUUUUCUAGAAUAUGAGAUGCACAACUCCAAUGAGUGCAAACGUAACUUUGUUGCCAUCUACGACGGCAGCAGUUCGGUCGAGCACCUGAAGAAUAAAUUCUGCUCCACGGUGGCCAACGAUGUCAUGCUGGCGUCCUCUGUAGGCGUGGUGAGACUGUGGGCAGACGAGGGGAGCAGGAAGAGCAGAUUCAAGAUCCUCUUCACAACCUUCCAUGAACCUCCGUGUGAAGGAGACACUUUCUUUUGCCAUAGCAACAUGUGCAUCAACAACACCCUAGUCUGCAACGGUAUCCAGAACUGUGUUUACCCAUGGGACGAGAAUCACUGCAAAGAGAAGAGGAAAGCCAGUAUCCUGGACACGCUGGAUCACACUAACCUCACUAUCAUUGGUGUAACCUGUGGCCUGGUUAUCAUUCUGCUUAUCAUCUCUGUCAUCAUCCAGAUCAAACAGCCUCGCAAGAAAUACAUCAUCCGCAGAGAUGACUUUGACCCUGCCCUCCUCCAUCCUGGUUUUGAGCCUCCUCACUAUGAGCUCUGCACUCUGCGACGCACCCCAUCCGGUGACCUGACUGACGCCGCCCUGGCUGAGGACUUCGAGAAGUUCCACAAGCUCCGCUGCUCCUCCAAAUGCAUCCGCGACCACCACUGCGGUCAGGAGAGCUUGCAUGGCAGCAUCCAUGGUAGCCGCAGCAAUCUGAGCAUGAGGGAUGCUACCAUUGCAGCAGACGGGGGGGUUCUUGCGCCGCCAGCGUUGCCACCAGUGAUGGCGAGCCAGCAGUCUCCACGCCUCUCCCACCACACUACACCAGCAAGUCGAAGGAGCAUUCUGGUGAUGAAGCAUAGCUAUUCUCAGGACGCGGCAGGGGGGUACAGGGCGGAGGAGGAGGAUGAUAUGAUGAUGAAUGAUGGUCCCACCACCAGCCAGCAUCAUAUGCACCACCAUCAGAUCCACCAUGGCAUGCCAGGGCUGGACCACACUGUCCACCGUACACUGUCUAAUGACUUCUAACAUAAGGCAACACUGAUCACCUCAAUUCUUUAUCUCUUGCAGUUUAAAACUAAUUUAUAAAUUAUAUUUCUGUUUAAUUUGUACAAAUGAAUGCUGAUCUCUUGUUAGUGUUUCUUGGUCUUAUACUCGUCACUAAACAGAAGAUUUACAGUACAAACAAUGUGUAAACAACAGGAAUAGAGAGGACUAGAGAUUGUGAAACACAUGAAGGAAUCCAAGUCACGUAUUUGUGAUUUUACAACACAGGGUUGCACAGUGAAUUGCAAGUUGUAGCCAAAUCAUGCUACACACACAAAGAAGAUAUAAACAAAUAUUUACAUUUACAAUAAAUAAAAACAUAUGGGAAUAUGACACUGUACGGUAGUCACAGGGACACUGUCAAGAUUUGACAGGAAUGGAUCAAAGAAGGAUUUAUAUCCACAGAUACUGAGAUAAUUAAAUUCUUAAUGUUUGAACUCUGGGAUAGAAUAUAUUUAUGACUGCAUUAUAUUUGAGAUUAUUUUAUGAAUGAAUAGUUUGUGCAUUGUAGUGAUCCCUACGUGUACUGCAACACCAAAGCAAGCCAAGUGUCACUAUUGUUAGGCUUUUCCUUUUCCUCCAACAAAAAAAGAUUUUUUCCUGGUGAACACUGGUCCAGAACAAAUAGGAAAAGACAUUCAACAAUAUUAGGAAACAUAUUAGUUACACAGGUGAAAUCAGCACACAGAAACAUGCUUCAUGCAAAAUACAGUUUUGCAGAUACCCUGUGGGCUUAAACAACAUUUUUUAUGUUGUGUAAAUGGAUAUAUGACUUAAUUGUUAGUUUUUGUUCUGGAGUAUUUAUUGAUGUUUAUUUGCCAGAUCAGUUUUUAAAUUUGGAUUGCCCCGCUUUUUUCUGGCAGAUUGAUUUCUGUUGAUUAUGUGUCUGUCUCUAUUUAUUUAUUCCAUUAAAUAUCUUCUUUUUCCUUUA
Molecule: messenger RNA, 3835 nt
Organism: Micropterus salmoides (largemouth bass)
Lineage: Eukaryota; Metazoa; Chordata; Actinopteri; Centrarchiformes; Centrarchidae
Product: neuropilin and tolloid-like protein 1
Exons: 10
Coding region: 1219-2886 (555 amino acids)
Molecular function (GO): protein binding
Source: RefSeq, a predicted model, not a curated record